AUCUCAUUUGCCAAUUCGCAUCAUACGUGUGGGAUUCCGCCAUGGAUUGCACGGCGGCACCACAGGUCAUUGAGCACCUCAAGGAACCGCUGAACUUCACACCCUUCGACACCAGAUGGGUGCCACAAAGUGCUCGCUUUGUGGUUUUGGGACAGUAUCCAAGGGCUACUGGAUGCAUUUGGGUUUGCCAGCUGAACAAAGGAAAAUGUGAAAAGUUGGCAGAGACCGAACAGCCCAAAGGCUUCAAGUGCGGCACUUUUGGAGCUUCGUCCAUCGAGGACCGGCAUCUUGCCACGGGCGACUAUGUUGGCGGUUUAGCCAUCUGGGACUUAGAAAACAUGAAGAAGCCCAUAUGGAGCGCAAAAGGUCAUGAUCUCAUCGUCAAUGCCAUAGAUGGCUGUGGAGGCCUUGGUGUUGGCAGCGGUGCUCCAGAGCUCGUGACUGGCAGCAGGGAUGGGACGGUCAGAGUGUGGGACCCGCGGACGGAGGAUCCAGUGCUGUCCUUGGAGCCGGUCGAGGGCGAGACGCCGGCGGAUUGUUGGACCGUGGCCUUUGGCAACUCCUACAACGAUGCAGAGCGGUGCAUCGCUGCAGGAUACGACAAUGGGGAUGUGAAGAUUUUUGAUUUGCGAACCAAUACCCUGAGAUGGGACACAAACGUUCGCAACGGUGUAUGCCAUCUGCAGUUUGAUCGCAAAGACAUUCGGAUGAACAAGCUAGGUGUGUCCACGCUGGAGUCGACUCUGGUGGUCUACGACUUGCGCACGUAUCAUCCCACGGAAGGCUAUGCUGGAAGAAAAGAGAAGGUCACCAAAAGUACCCUGUGGGGUGCGCACUUCUUGCCUCAAAACCGGGAAGUGUUUGCUUCGUGCGGCGGCAAUGGAACGAUCACCCUUUUCAAGUAUUCCUAUCCAGAGGAGAGAUCCAUCAAGGACAAGGAGGGCAUUGAGCGUGGAGUUGCUGGGACCGUGGAGAUGCUGAAUCAGAAGGAGCUUUCUACGCAGCCCGUCAUCUCUUUUGAUUGGCACAUGAACAAGACUGGCCUAUGUGUUUUUGCCUGCCUGGAUCAGACUUGCCGUGUUGCAAUUUGUACCAAGCUGCAUCUUUACUGAGAUGACCGGCCUGCGUUGCCGAAUCCCAGCAGUUCAAGAGAGAUGGCAAACUGCACAGGUCACAAUGUGUCAAGAGUGAAGUCAGUGUUUUCAAACCUAUUCAUGAUACAUGCUAGGUUAGCUUACAUGGAUUCCUG
Molecule: messenger RNA, 1249 nt
Organism: Durusdinium trenchii
Lineage: Eukaryota; Dinophyceae; Suessiales; Symbiodiniaceae
Source: the annotation of a GenBank genome assembly